AUUAAGUUGUGCAAAGCAGAUUACAGCCGCCGCCAGAGUCUCUGCAGAGCUAGCUGGGCUUGGCUUGGAUGGAGUGGGAUUGGAUGGGGAGGGGUCUCAGCUGCUGAGAUUUAGCCCCACACUAGGAAUGGGUGGUUUGAGCAGCCCUGUUCCAGAGAGCAUCAGCCGGCAGAUUCCCUCCACUGAAGGCAGAGCGGAAUUGGAGCAAAGUUCUUCUUGGGGGACCAGUCAGAAGGAGGGGAGCGUGUUGGCACUUCUGAACACAUAGGAAACAGAGGCAGGCAGAUAGCGAAAGCGACUCCUCCUUAGAUCUCCUAGAUGCAUGGUCCAUGAAUCUGUGCUGGAAUUUCUGGCCUUUAUGAACAGGGAUGAUUGUUUCAGAAUGGCGAUGACCCGCUGAAAGAACACCAGCCUUUUCCACCACUGAGGCUCUGGCGUGGGAGGUGACGUUUGCAGCUGGAGAAAUGCAUUUGUGCCCACGUCCCAACCUCAGGAACGAAACAGCAGCUUUCCUAGAUCCCCAGCCUGGAAUCGGAGCUCACGGCAAGACCUUUCAAACAAAAUCAGCAAGAUUGGCUGGAUUGUGAAGGCUGCUUUUGGAGCCGUUCAUUUUAGACUUGGGAGAAUUGGUGAGCCGGGGGGGCCUACUCAAAGCAGCGUGUUUUGCUAACUGGAUGGAGACUGGGAAAGGGCAUUUGCCCAAGAAACUUCCCAUGAAGCAACGCUGCCAGCUGGAGUCCAGGCAGGAGACAAAGCUGUUACCUUUCCCUGGGUUCUUGGUUCUGCUCCUGCUGCUCCUGCUUCUGGCUUUGCCAUCCUUUGCCCAUCCCGGACCCACUCCCACCGAUGAGAGCGGAGAGAUUGUGGAGUGGCUGACCCAGUAUGGAUACCUUCCUCCAGCGGAUCCCGUAACAGGCCAGUUGCAGACUUGGGAGGCAGUGACCAGUGCAAUCCGUGUAAUGCAACGUUUUGCAGGCAUUGCGGAGACUGGGAUUCCAGAUGAUGCCACGUUGGCUCUGAUCCGAACGCCCCGCUGUUCGCUUCCCGACGUUAUCAGCACCUUCCCAGAAAAGCUUCCUCUGCAGAGGAGCAGGAGCAGGAAAAGGCGGAAGAGAAGGAAGAGUCGGAGCAAGCGGAGCGCAGGCUCGGUUUGGACGAAGCGGAACAUUUCCUGGAGAGUGAAGACCUACCCACGGGAAGCCCGCCUCAGCCGAGAGACCAUGCGCGUAUUGAUGUAUUACGCCUUGAAGGUAUGGAGUGAAGCUACACCCUUGAACUUUCACGAGGUGGGCAGCCACACGGCUGACAUAUUUGUGGAGUUCCUCCGCCUGGACCACCGCGAUGGCUACCCUUUCGACGGGCCAGGUGGAAUGGUCGCUCAUGCCUUCUUUCCUGGAGACCCUCAGAGGGCUGGCAACGUCCACUUUGAUGGCGACGAGGAAUGGACGUUCCGUUCACCAGAUGACUUUGGCACCGACCUUUUUGCUGUGGCAGUUCACGAGUUUGGCCAUAGCCUUGGACUGGCACAUUCACCCUCCAAGCAUUCGAUCAUGCGCCCCUACUACCAGGGACCAGUGGGAGACCCACUGCAAUACCAGCUGCAAACGGAUGACCGGACUGAGAUACAGAAGCUUUAUGGAAGUCGAGUUCUUCAUUCUACAGAGAAGCCAGAGGUAACCUCGCUGCUCCCAGAUCUUCUCUCCUUGCCGCAUGACUUCCCUGCCCUCAGGUCUGGGAAGGAAUUCCCCGAUCGCUGCGCUGCCAACAUUGACGCUGUCACUCAGAUCAGAGGUGAAACGUUCUUUUUCAAAGGUCAGUACUUCUGGCGCCUGACUCAAGGUCGUCACCUCACUUCUCUGCGCCCAGCCUUGAUCAGCGGCUUCUGGCGAGGCCUCCCUUCCACGCUGCGCAAAGUAGACGCCGUUUAUGAGAGACACAUAGAUCAUCGCAUCCUCUUCUUCAGCGGACCUCUGUACUGGGUCUUUAAGGACAACGGUGUGGAAGAGGGCUACCCCCGCCCUGUCACAGACUUUGGGCUGCCCCAGGGGGGCAUCGAUGGUGCUUUCUCGUGGCCUGUUGACAGGAAAACCUAUUUCUUCAAGGGAGAUCUGCACUGGUGCUAUGAUGAAGCCACAGCGCACAUGGAAGAAGAAUUCCCCGUCCACAGAGAACCCUGGGAACACUUCCCCGCCUCUGUAGAUGCUGUGCUGAGUGAGAACGAUGGAACACUGUAUGCCUUUAAGGGCAGGGAGUACUGGAAGUUUGAGCCACACAACCUCAAGCCCCAGACUGGCUACCCUCGAUCCAUAGCUAAGGACUGGCUGGAUUGCACAGGAGAACUGUACCCUCCCCGGAGCCUGCCUACCAGCCCUGCAUCAGGAGCCGAACACCGGCCGGAUUUGCGGGGUCCACAGCUCGAGGUGGAACGAUGUGUGUGCUUUUGCUCUGCCUUUCGUGUGAUGUCGUGGGGCUUGCUCAGCUGCCUGGCGGUGGCUCUCCUGGCACUGCAAGGAUUUGCCUAGGAAGGACACAGAACCUUGCCUGGCCAUCACUUUGCUCCACACGGAUCCUCGGCAGCACCAACCCCAAUUGCCACAUUGCACGUCCGUGGGAGGGAAGGAAAAGAAUAGGAAGAAAGAGGGAAAAGGGAGAGACAUCCCCAGCAAAGCACUAUGCGGGGAAGCAACUUGGAUGCAAGGAUGAGAUUGCAGUCCUUCAGUGAUAGGGGCAGUGGCUCUGCCUAUGGUUAAAGGAAAUUCUUCAAACAGGAAUCCUUUGGUGCAAAUGCAACAGGAAAGGGGACACAGUGCAAAAGGUUUUUCAGGAUCCAGGAGUGUCCUAUGUGGAACGCCUCCAGUGUUGACAUCUGUCUGUCUCAAGAGACAGCGGAGUGAGCUUCCAGGGUGAAGUCAAACCUCUAUGUUAGCAGCACCAAAGUGACCUCCCUAGGGCACAAGUCAGGGCAGUAUGUAUGGAGGUCCUGGGCUGUCCCAGACGAGAAGGCCCCACCCCAGCCUAGCUGAUGUGGUCCAAAGGAAAGCAGAGCAAUAUGUUGGGCACCAGUUUGGCUGCAGGAGUUGCCGAAAGGAGGCAUGUGAGACGCCAUGCAGCUGUCUUUGGGACUUCACUCUGUAUUUGUGUAGGGUUUACUCUUGAGCCUUUUUUUCCCUCCCAAAGGUGUCCCCCAAGGCAGUGGAGUUUUAGGACCAGAGUUCUCCUAGAUGGGCUACCUUCCCAGGUUGACAAGCCCCAGGUUGACCCCUAUAGACUGUCAAUAUUUUGCUGGGGGCGGGGAUUCAAGAGCCUAACUGGGAAAUUUAAGUUUGCUCAAUUAAACUGGAUUAAACUGUUCUGUUGCCUGUCUGCAACAUAUCCGCUUUAAAACAACACAUCAAAACAGACUUUUUGCCGUUUGGAAAGCGGUUGGGAAAGCAGGGUGAAAAUAUGAUUAAUGGGAAGACUUUUAAACACCCCGUGAGCAAAAUGGGGUGAAUACAGGGCGAAUGCUUAUUGACAUAUUAAAGCCCCAUAAACAAAUAAGAAUGAAUACUCAAUAAAGAUUGGCUAUAGAAGCUUUGUGAAAGCAAACCAGGUUGUGUGGAGGAGCCCUCAGAGCUAGAAGAUGACCACCCCUAGCUAGUCUUUCGUAGAAUGUUUUUGUACGUCAAAAGGCAAAAAGGUGGCCUCCUUCUGUGAUGAUGCCUUCACCCCCCAAGCGCUUCACUGUGAGCCACUGGCACCAGGGACAGAAUUUGUUGUUUUGGAAAGGAAACCAUGAGUCACUUUUCACUCCAAGGAGCAGCUCGUUGGCAGCCUCUUCCUGUGGUUGGGCCAUUAGCACAGCUGUGGAAUGAUUCAGAACCACUUGCUGGGCGUCUGCCGGGCUGACUGACAAAGCGUCAUUGUAGGCUGAAAACCACAGGGACUCUGUUGAAAAGAAUAGGGCUGCCUAAGGCGAGGAGGGGUGAGGGGAGUGUGUGUGCAGGAUCUGCUGUUUUUGAAACAGGAAUCCCGAAGGGAGGGAAGGCCAUUCAGCACCCGAGUCACCAGGCAUUCCAGACUCUGUUGUAAAUUGAGACUUUUAAGAGCCACUUUUAAGAGG
This is a messenger RNA of Podarcis raffonei (Aeolian wall lizard), 4102 nucleotides long. Its product is annotated as matrix metalloproteinase-17-like. Gene Ontology annotation, cellular component: extracellular matrix. Bases 675 to 2522 code for a protein of 615 amino acids. The transcript is spliced from 12 exons. Lineage: Eukaryota; Metazoa; Chordata; Lepidosauria; Squamata; Lacertidae. The record is from RefSeq and is a predicted model, not a curated record. Gene Ontology annotation, molecular function: zinc ion binding; metalloendopeptidase activity. Gene Ontology annotation, biological process: extracellular matrix organization; collagen catabolic process; proteolysis.